AUGGGAAAAGCCAAGAAGACAAGAAAGUUUGCUCAGGUGAAGCGGACCAUCAACGCGAAGGAUCCCCGGAUGACCAAAAACCAGAAAGAGCCAAAGGUUGACAAAGACAAGGAGCUUGUCAGAGAAGUACCACAAGUUUCAUCAGCUCUUUUUUUCCAGUUCAAUGAGGCCAUCAAGCCUCCAUACCAAGUGCUUAUCGAUACCAAUUUCGUGAAUUUCAGUAUCCAGAAGAAGAUUGACUUGGUCAGAGGAAUGAUGGACACUCUAUACGCAAAGUGCAUUCCAAUAGUGACAGACUGUGUUCUUGCAGAACUGGAGAAACUGGGUCACCGUUACAGAAUCGCCCUCACACUGGCAAAGGACCCACGAGUUCAGAGACUUACAUGUUCGCAUAAGGGAACAUAUGCAGAUGACUGCAUUGUCAGCAGGGUUUUGCAGCACAAGUGUUAUAUUGUGGCGACGAAUGAUGCGGACUUGAAGAGGAGGAUACGAAAGGUGCCGGGUGUGCCUAUCAUGAGUGUGGGAUCCCAUGCCUACGUUAUCGAGAGAUUGCCUGAUGUAUUUUAG
Messenger RNA from Kuraishia capsulata CBS 1993, 567 nucleotides. RefSeq lists its product as uncharacterized. Gene Ontology annotation, cellular component: nucleolus; small-subunit processome. NCBI's taxonomy places the organism in Eukaryota, Fungi, Ascomycota, Pichiomycetes, Pichiales, Pichiaceae. The transcript has 3 exons. The record is from RefSeq and is a predicted model, not a curated record. Bases 1 to 567 code for a protein of 188 amino acids.